AUGCAGGGGACUUGACCAUCCCUGGAUCAUGGUUUAUAGUUCGUCUGUUUGUUGGCGCAGGAGGAGGAGGAGGGGGUGCGUAAAGUGUGCACCGUUUUUGGAGUCAUGUUACGCACAGGCAUGGAGAACAGCGUCGGGGAGGGACUUUUUACAUAUGGAAAAGGAAUAACUGGCUCGGCUGUCUAGGUCUGUGCUCGGCGUUUCUGGGGAAGCAGAAACACCUGCACCCUCAGACUUCGAUCUAUUUCCCAAAGUAAACUGGGCAAGUCUUGCGUCUUGUAGUUGUCGCCAGCAGUUUUCGCGGGUGUUUCCUCAAGUUGUGUAACAAUGUUAGGCAGCAGUCCCGGACAAAAGGGGAGAGUGGCGGAGAAGACGACGGAUCCCAUCAGGAGGCUCGGGAUUCUAGACAAUGAGGACAUACGUAUGAUGAUGCGGGGCUCCGACAUGGUGAAAGUUCGCUCUACAAGGUGGCAGAAGAGCCGACACCUGCGGCUGCUGGAGGAUGGACUCACCGUGUGGUGUGAGUCCACCAAGAGCUCCCGCAAAGCCAAAGCCCAGCAGACAUUCGCAGUGACAGAGGUGGAGUGUGUGCGUGAAGGCUGCCAAUCAGAGGCGCUGAGGCAGCUGUCUGGGUCAGUAGAGGAGAACCAAUGCUUCACAGUGGUCUUCAAAGGAGACAGGAAGAGCCUGGACCUGCUGUGCCCCUGUGAGGAUGAUGCUCGGCGCUGGGUACGAGGGCUUCGCACUUUAAAGGAGCUAGUGUCCAACAUGACUCAGAAGGAAAAGCUGGACCAUUGGAUCCGAGGCUACCUGAGGCGAGCGGAUCAGAACCGGGACGGCAAGAUGAGCUACGAUGAGGUCAAACGGCUGCUACUGAUGAUCAACAUUGACCUGAAUGAGCAGUAUGCCCGCUCUUUAUUUAAGAAGUGUGACCGAUCCGGUGAUGGACGUCUGGAUCAUAUCGAGAUCGAGGAGUUCUGCAGGGAGCUGUUGCGGCGACCUGAGCUGGAUGCUGUGUUCAGACACUAUUCGAGUAAUGGUUGUGUGCUCUCCACUAUGGAGCUGCGUGACUUUCUUGGAGACCAAGGCGAGGACGCCUCGCUGAAUCAUGCUCAGAAACUCAUACUCACCUAUGAGCUCAAUGAGUGGGCACAGAAAAACCAGUUCAUGACCCAGAAUGGUUUCACUGUGUACAUGCUGUCACUGGAGAAUGAUGUGUUUAAUCCUGACCAUGCAAGAGUUUGCCAGGACAUGAGCCAUCCAUUGGCCCACUACUACAUCUCCUCGUCGCACAACACCUACCUUACCAAGGACCAAGUCACCGGCGCCAGCAGCACUGAGCCAUACAUCAAGGCUCUGAACCAGGGCUGUCGUUGUGUGGAGCUGGACUGCUGGGAUGGAGAUAAAGGAGAACCUGUCAUCUACCAUGGCCACACUCUAACCUCCAAAGUGCCCUUCAAAGAAGUCAUUGAAACCAUUGCCCAAUAUGCCUUUAAGGCAUCCCCAUACCCUCUCAUUCUGUCCUUGGAGAACCACUGUUCUGUGGAACAGCAGGCUGUGAUGGCCAAACACCUCCACACCAUCCUGGACAAAAAACUGCUCACCAAGCCCCUUAGUGACAAGCCGCUGAAAGAUCUGCCUUCUCCUGAGGAUCUGAAGGGGCGUAUUCUGGUAAAAGGGAAGAAGCACACACCUCACCUGUGCCAGGUCGGCAAGACCAGCAGCAAUGCCAGCGUCUCCUCAGGCUCUGAAGAUGACCUAGCAAGCAGCAUUAAGAACACACCCAAGAAGGAUCCUACAAAGGCUUGUGCUAAACUGAGCCCUGAGCUUUCAGAUCUUGUGGUGUACUGCAAGAGCAUCACCUUUCGUGGCUUUGAAAAUCUAUCUGAAAAAUCAGCCGAUGAAAUGUCCUCCUUCUCUGAAAGUGAGGCCCUAAGGCUCAUUAAAGACUCAGGAAAACUGUUUGUAAGACACAACAGCAGACAGCUGAGCCGGAUCUACCCCUCCGGCCAGCGCCUCCAAUCAUCCAACUAUAAUCCUCAGGAAAUGUGGAAUGCUGGCUGCCAGAUGGUGGCUCUUAAUUUCCAGACACCAGGGGAGCAAAUGGACUUGAACCAGGGUCGCUUCCUUGAAAAUGGUCACUGCGGAUAUGUCCUUAAACCCAGCUUCCUGUGCAGCCCCACAUCCAACUUUAACCCAGAGAGCACGGGAGGAGGUCCAGGUCAUGUCCCCACCCAGCUGACUAUACGAGUAAUAUCUGCACAGCAGCUGCCAAAAAUCAACACAGAUAAGGCAAGCUCUAUCGUGGAUCCACAAGUGUGGGUGGAAAUUCAUGGGGUGGCUAUUGAUAAUGCAAGACAAAAAACUCACCGUGUUGACAACAAUGGUUUUAACCCACGAUGGGACAGCACUCUGAGCUUUCAGCUGCAGGUCCCUGAUCUGGCCCUGGUGCGGUUUGUAGUGGAGGACCAUGAUCACACACGCAAAAAUGACUUUGUGGGACAGUUCACCUUACCAUUCACAAGUCUACGCACAGGUUAUAGACAUGUUCACUUAUUGAGGGCAGAUGGUUCCAGCCUGUCUCCCGCCACACUCUUCAUUAAUGUCAAAGUGAGCCGCAAAGGAGUUUACAUCAAAACUGUGCCCCAGCGUCUGACCAUUGGCAAAACCAAGGCAUGAUGUGCCUCUGAACCAGAUAGAAAGCUACAUUUUUUGACACAAAAAGACUUUAAAAAAUGGCCCCUGAAUGUGAGGAGAUGGAGACUGAGGCUGCUGCUAGCAGGUCUUUCGGUCCAGAACUCAAGUGGUCCAAUUUACACUGAGCCACUUCCCAAAGCAGGAAGAAAGAUGUUGUUUAUUCAAGAUGAAGAACCAUAUUGGUUCUUAGCAAUUGAACAGCUGGACAGUGAGUGCAUGAUACACUGAAGGUAUCUGGUCUUGUCAGUGCUGAGCACUCUGGCAACACAGGAUUGUGGUUCAUAAAACACACUGAUAUUGGAUUCUUUACUCACUACAUUUUAACAUGGACUCUUAUGCUUAAAAUUAAAUCCCAUGUAUCUUGGAUAGAGUAAAAAAAAGUGCUCAAAGGAUUUUUAAAAUAUUUUACCAUUUUUAUAUUUAAUAUGUAUUUGGCUUUAACUUAAAUAUUUUGUUUAACAAAUAUAGCAUUUAGCUACAGCUGUAUUGUAAGAACUAUAAGAAGGACUCUAAGCACAACUGGUUGUAACUAAAUAAUAAGAAAUAAUUUUACAAAUUACUGUAUUAGCACUGAGAUGUUAUCUAGAUGUACUGUAGUUUCACUGAUUGCCACAGAUGGUAUUGUCCAUGAGCAAAUGUUCAAAGAGCUUAUUUAUGUAGUCUGACUGAAUACUAACUUGAUACUUUUACUUUGGCAGUAAUUCCUCUGAGGUGAAAGACUUCUUAUUCACCAAAUAACUGACAACAUAUUUCCAUAACUUACAGAUGAACUAUAAACAGAUAUGCUUAUGUUCCUUAAAAUGUCAAGUUUUGUAUUUGCCUCCUUUAACACUUUAAAAUAUAGUGUUCAAUCAAAUUGUGUUUUUAAAAUAUUUGCAUGUAGGUAUUUUACCUUUUAUAUCAGCAUUAUUUGUAUGUUUUUGCCAAUUCUUAUCACAUUCUUUAUUAAAUAAACUGUAAUUAACACUAAUUGGAACUAACUCAUAAAAUCACUGAUUACUGCAGGUUACAGUGAAUCAUUUAAGGAGAUUUCCAGAUAAUAAAAUGUUCAAUGAUGUAAGCUGCUGCACAGAUUACUGUAAUAACAGUAUACUCUAUAUGAUCAAACAAGACAGGUUUAAAGAGAUUGUAGCAUGUAACAAAUGGUGGCUGCUGUUUGACCUUGCAGUGUUAAAGCUUAUAGUCUAUGUUGUGGGAAUGACAGUUGGUAUAUGUAAAAGAUAAAUACUGUUUUCA
Monopterus albus (swamp eel) is the source of this 3933-nucleotide messenger RNA. It is a transcript of the gene plcd3a, whose product is annotated as phospholipase C, delta 3a. Gene Ontology annotation, molecular function: calcium ion binding; phosphatidylinositol-4,5-bisphosphate phospholipase C activity. The record is from RefSeq and is a predicted model, not a curated record. Bases 328 to 2679 code for a protein of 783 amino acids. Lineage: Eukaryota; Metazoa; Chordata; Actinopteri; Synbranchiformes; Synbranchidae. Gene Ontology annotation, cellular component: plasma membrane. The transcript is spliced from 15 exons. Gene Ontology annotation, biological process: lipid metabolic process; intracellular signal transduction.